AUGAGCAACGACGUCACCUACCAGUGGAAGGAGGAGGACGCGGUGGUGGAGGAGGGCGUGGAGCUGGCGCAGUACGACCUCGUCAACAUCUCCGUCUCGCAGGCCAGGACGUUCAUGCGCGGCAAAGAUCCGUACUCGAUGAUCAAGGUGAGCUUCUUGAUGAAGCGGCACACUGGGUACUUCAUGCUGCAAGUGUUCGCGCCGUGCAUCCUCAUCGUGUGCUGCUCCUGGGUGAGCUUCUGGAUCGACCCCGACGCUGUGCCGGCGCGCGUCACUCUCGGGGUGACGACGGUGCUGAGCAUGACGACGAUGGGCUUCGGCGGCCGCGCGCAGAUGCCCAAGGUGUCGUACGCGACGGCGCUCGACUGGUUCGUCAUCCUGUGCUUCUCCUUCGUGUUCGCCGUCAUGGUGGAGUACGCCGUCAUCAACUUCAUCGACAAGGCCACCGGCGACAUCAAGCGCGUGCUGGAGGAGAAGGGCGUCAAGAAGCCGCCCAAGGUAAGACGGGGUGCGCGCCAUCGCAGCGUUAGAGGCUUUCUGCUGCCUCGUAUUGUCUUACGAAAAUGUUUCAAACUACUUAGAUGUCUUCAUAGUGCGUAUUUCUUCAUUAGUGUAGAGCACAUUGAGUCUCCAUAUGUAAGUGUAUUUGUUCCUGAGGAGAAACAUGAGUGGUUUCAGCCCGUGGCGGAGGGGUCGGCGGAGGCGACGGAGGCUGCGGCGGGCGCCGCCGCCUCGGCCGAGGCCGUGGUGCCGGUGCUGGUGGUGGACCUGGCGCCCACGCCCGCGCCCGCGCCCACCCCAUCUACGCGGCAG
This is a messenger RNA of Gryllus bimaculatus (two-spotted cricket), 813 nucleotides long. Lineage: Eukaryota; Metazoa; Arthropoda; Insecta; Orthoptera; Gryllidae. The record is from the annotation of a GenBank genome assembly.